AGCUGUUCUGGGCCUGGCAGCGCUCCGCCUCGGGGAUCUACUGACCCGGGUCAAUCCAGACCUGGGCGGAGGGCGCCGCGCCCGUGCGCGCGAUGGCGUCCGCGGGCCGCGUCGCGCGCCUCAGGCUGCUGUGGGGCGGCCCGCUGGGCGGUCUGGCGCGGCCCACGCCUCAUCGCGGGGCGGACGCCAGCGGCGGUGCGCUGCGGUGGCGGAGGUUCCAGGUGUCCCUGGCCGCGGUGCUGCAGAAGGCCGACAAUGUCAUGCCUUGCUACAUCAUGGUGAAGCACCAGCUGAAGCCGCAGGUCGUCGAGGAGCCCCGCGCGGGCCAGGCGGGCAGCGAGUUCGCCCACGCGGUCACCUGGCAGUGGGAGGGCAAGGAGAUCUCGGUGCAGGGCACUGGCCGCAGGAAGCAAGUGGCCCGGAACGCGGCGGCGCGCGACCUGCUGCUGCGGCUCACGGUGGAGGAGAGCGACCUGAUGAAUCCGAUGAAGAACGGUC
Messenger RNA from Prorocentrum cordatum, 498 nucleotides. Lineage: Eukaryota; Dinophyceae; Prorocentrales; Prorocentraceae. The record is from the annotation of a GenBank genome assembly.